AUGAUGGGAAUGGGAAUGGACAUGCACAAAGGUGGUAUCCCCUGGCUCGACCAGCCGGUGAUGCUUCACUCGUCCAGAGCGGACAAGUGCAAGUUGACUCCAGCGCAGUGCGCUUAUCGGAAUAACCACUGGCGAUAUUGGUACCAAGCGGAUAAUGUCUAUGCGUUGAAUACGGUCUACUUCCUGUGUGCAAUUAUCGGUGUCUUCACUUUGUCAAAUCUGCUGGUUCGGCUCAGUCCUGACUGGGUUAAGCGGAUGAGGGUAUGGAGGGCUACGACAUCCAUCUCACGGUAUUUGGCCUACCGGGGCUACCGGCUCCCCGUUGUGCGAUACUGGUCUCCGUCGCUGGGUGUGAUACUUCUGGGUCUUGCUGGUGCGGCGUUUUUCUUCGCUAUGACACUUGGACCGAAACCUUAUUACUGGCCAACUGAUGCGAACUAUGGAAGCAGUCCACCAAUUGCUACUCGAGCUGGAUGGAUGGCCCUAGGACUGCUACCUUUCGUACUAGCCCUAAGCGCCAAGGCAAACAUGAUCUCUGCCUUGACUGGUAUUCCUCAUGAGAAGCUUCAGGUGUUCCAUCACUGGACCAGCUACGCCAUGUUCGUCCUGGCUUUGAUUCACACCUUUCCCUAUGUCAUAUAUCACAUCUGGAAAGGUGAUAUGGUCAAGCAGUGGAAUACCAGUAUUGUCUAUUGGACGGGUAUCAUCGCUUUACUCGCCCAGACCUAUCUGACUGUCAUGUCCCUGCCUGGUAUUCGGAACCGCUUCUACGAGUUCUUCAAAGCCACGCAUAUCGGUGCCGCGGUGAUCUUUAUGGUUUUCUUUUUCCUCCACUGUGACUUCCGUCUGUCCUCAUGGGACUACUUCAUUGCUGCCGGUUCUAUCUACCUGUUCUCCCUUGGUGCAGCCCAUAUUCGAACCUACCUAAUGCACGGCUUUCACACCGCAACUCUUGAACUCCUCCCCUGCGGUCUCGUCCGCGUCACCGUCCCAACAGUCAUAAAUUGGACUCCCGGUCAGCACGUCUUCGUCCGCUUCCUGACCUCAGAUCUACACCUCCUAACCGCACACCCAUUCACCAUCUCUUCUGCCUGCCAUAAUCCCGAUGAAGCCGGCAAGGCCUCCGAGAUAAUCUUCUACAUCAAACCCCGCCACGGCGUAACCGGCCGCCUAGCCGCAAUGGCUGCCAAACAACCCGGUUUUUGCAAGAAAAUCCUAAUGGAAGGCCCCUACGGCGGCGUAAGCCCCCACCAUAUGUCCCAAUUCGACACCCUCCUUGUAAUCGCCGGCGGUUCUGGAGGCGGAUUCUCACUUGCGAUGGUUGAUGAAGCCCUCCGCCUAACCGAAAAGCCCAAGCCCGGACAAGGUCGUCGUAAUCUCCAAGUCGUCUUUUCAACCCGCGACGUGGCAAUGGCAGACUGGUACACGAACGAAAUAGAAGCCCGGCUGUCGAAAUCAACGACAAUAUCUCUAAACGAUAACAGCGAUGGCUUCGAAACAUCCAUCUCGGUGCACGUCACUUCCAACCCAGCUCGUGAUCCCAUCAACGACUCCGCCAUCUCUUUCACAUUACCUGACGCAGAGAACCCGCCUGAGAAAAAAAUGCCAUCCCCAGAUAUCACGGCUACGGGCUCCUUCAGUUUAAACAUUCACCGGAAUAUUCGUCCUGAUAUCCCAGGCCUGAUCGCGCGAAGCGUGGCGAGCGCACACGCACAGGGAACACAUGUUGGAAAGAAGCAGCGCAUUGGUGUGUUGGUCUGUGGACCUGCUUCUAUGUUGCACGAUACCCGCAAUGCGGCAGCCCUGGCGCAGACUCGGACACUUGGAGGCGAGGUUGAGGAGCUUUAUUUGCACUCUGAACCUUUUGCGUGGUGA
This is a messenger RNA of Penicillium atrosanguineum, 1875 nucleotides long. Its product is annotated as ferric reductase family protein. Gene Ontology annotation, molecular function: ferric-chelate reductase activity. Gene Ontology annotation, cellular component: plasma membrane. The transcript has 5 exons. The record is from RefSeq and is a predicted model, not a curated record. NCBI's taxonomy places the organism in Eukaryota, Fungi, Ascomycota, Eurotiomycetes, Eurotiales, Aspergillaceae. The coding region runs from base 1 to 1875 and encodes 624 amino acids. Gene Ontology annotation, biological process: intracellular iron ion homeostasis; copper ion import; iron ion transport.